GGACCCCCCCAGGGCCGACGCGGGGGCGCGACGGCGGCCCAGCGGGCGCAGCAGCCACCGGACGCGGCGGCGAGCAUGGCCGCGGGCAUGCCGCAACAGGGGCAGCUGGCGGCGUCGCAAGCGGCGGUCGCUGCGGCCAUGCUGCAGCAGAUGUCCGGGCCGCAGAUGGAACAGGCCGCGAGGACCCACAUGGCGGAGGCCAUGCGCUUGAGGGCCAUGGCGGAGUGCCUGCAG
Messenger RNA from Prorocentrum cordatum, 234 nucleotides. The record is from the annotation of a GenBank genome assembly. Lineage: Eukaryota; Dinophyceae; Prorocentrales; Prorocentraceae.